AUGACUCAAGAAAAUUCCAGCACCAUCACAGAGCUGGUCCUGGUGGGAUUUUCCAAUUAUCCCCAGGCUGAGACACCCCUCUUCUUCCUCUUCUCUCUGAUCUACCUGGUGAAUCUCUUUGGAAACACAGUAAUUUUCAUUUUGGUGGUAAUUGACUCCUGUCUUCAGACACCAAUGUAUUUUUUCCUCUGCCACUUGGCCUUUCUCAACAUAUUUUACACUACAGCUGUGGUCCCCAAAAUGCUCUUCAAUCUUCUGGCUUCCAAGAAAGUUAUCUCUUAUGAGUUCUGCCUUGCCCAGACUUACAUCUCCCUGCUAAUGGGAGCAGCUGAGUGCAUUAUUUUGGCAAUAAUGGCUCUGGACCGCUAUGUGGCCAUUUGUUACCCUCUGCGAUACCUGAUCAUAAUGAACUGGUCUGUGUGCAUGCAGCUGGCUGGUGGAGCCUGGGCCAUCAGCUUUUUUGCCUCGGUGGUGCCGCUCUACUUCACCACAGUUCCCAUCUGUGGCCCUUACAUUAUUGACCAUAUUUUUUGUGAAGUACCUGUUUUGCUUAAUAUGAUUUGUGAUGACACAUCUCUGCAGGAGACUCUCAUGAUAAUAGGAGCUUCUGGUACCCUCUUGCUUCCUUUCCUCCUUAUUGUCCUUUCUUACCUGUGCAUCCUGGUUUCUGUGAUGAGUAUGCACACUGCUGAGAGUAGGAAAAAAGCUUACUCUACCUGCAGCUCCCAUCUGACUGUGGUGACCAUUUAUUAUGGGACAGGGAUGUUCAUGUAUAUGAGGCCCAAAUCUCUGUAUUCAGCUAAGGGUGAUAAAUUGAUUUCUUUGUUCUAUGCAGUCAUCAAUCCUGCUUUGAACCCUCUAAUCUAUAGCCUAAGAAACAAGAAGGUGCAAGGAGCUGUGAGAAGAACCUUAGAGAGAUUCAGAGAAUCUUCCAGACUGCUCCCUGUGCUGUUGGGCACAGGUGGGGAGGCAGACCCUGAGGUCCGGAUCAAUACUAUCUUUGGACUGGACAUGCUGGCAGAGCAUGGGAGCCUCCCUUCCCAGGAACACUUCUCCCAGCUCCUGGAGCUCCUGUUGCCCCUCUUAGCAUGA
Orycteropus afer afer is the source of this 1092-nucleotide messenger RNA. Its product is annotated as olfactory receptor 2A12-like. Gene Ontology annotation, biological process: G protein-coupled receptor signaling pathway. Gene Ontology annotation, molecular function: olfactory receptor activity; G protein-coupled receptor activity. Lineage: Eukaryota; Metazoa; Chordata; Mammalia; Tubulidentata; Orycteropodidae. Gene Ontology annotation, cellular component: membrane. The record is from RefSeq and is a predicted model, not a curated record.